AACGCAGACGCAAGAUUCUAAAGAAGAUGUCGUUCUGCUCAUUUCUAUCGACACCACAAUCCCUCUCUCUUAUCUCCAAAUUCAAAACUGUCAACGGCGACCACAAACCCGUCACCGUCUCCUUGAGUUCUCGCAUAAGGGCUUCCGCAGAUGUCCCCGAUUUCCUCUCCGCCGAUUGGCUUGAAUCUCGCAAGAAGAGACCUUUUGGCCCAAGACUAAAUUUCAGUGCAGAAGAAGCCAUUCAGUGCCAGCUCGAUGCAUUGAAGUAUAACGAUCAACCCCGUCAAGAUUAUGGUAUCGAGGUCAUGUACCGGUUUGCUGGAUUUGAUCCUUUUGAAAGAUCCACAUAUUUUGGACCCUUCUUUGAUUUAGGGCAGUUUGAGCGGUUUAGGAGGAUUUUUCACCAUUCAACCUACCGGGUGCUGCUUAGUCACCGGGAGAGAAAAAUUCUGAGUAGUUUGUUUGCGAAGGAGAACCGAUUUAAGCAGCGGGUUUGGAUACAAGGCAAUCGCCCCGAGGAAGAAGAGAUAUUUGAAUUUACUAUGGUUCAGAGGGUUGGUGGUUCGUGGGAUGGUUAUUGGCUUACAGAAAGUCUACUUCAUGAUGGAGACGCUUUUGCUGGUGGCCUGGCAUAUUGAAUACGAGCAUAGCGACAAUGUGGCGGAUCUCUAUGAAUAAAUGGUGUUUUGCCAGGCAUUACGUCACGUGCUGGUUUGCGACUUCAGAAUUGCUCAAGUGUACUGUAAUCGAAAUGUUGUCAAGUUUAUGAAAAUAUUACUGGCUUACUGCAUAGGUUUGUAUAUAUAACCUGUAUAUAUAUUUAUAUAUUUAUAAAUCAUGGUAAAGGUUAGAUCUUCUUGCCUCAAG
Tripterygium wilfordii is the source of this 867-nucleotide messenger RNA. RefSeq lists its product as uncharacterized. Bases 27 to 638 code for a protein of 203 amino acids. The transcript is spliced from 7 exons. Lineage: Eukaryota; Viridiplantae; Streptophyta; Magnoliopsida; Celastrales; Celastraceae. The record is from RefSeq and is a predicted model, not a curated record.